AUGACAUGUUCUCAGUGUAAUGCGGACCUUCAAUGCGAUAAACACGCUCUCGUUUCGUUGACGGAAUGGUCUCACAGCCAUAUCAGAGACGUAUUUGAAUCGACCAGCGAGAAAGAAUGUAUUCAAGCUAUUCAAGGCACGUUUGCUAGCGAUAUAACUGCAUCAAUCAACGGGAAGCAAGCAAAUUUCGAUGAGAUUGUAGAGUCCGUAUUAAGGAUUCGAGGAGGGUCGGAACAUGGAUUAAAAGUGGAGUGGAGGGAGAGUGUAGAGGCUCCUCGAGAUGGCAGUAACAGAGCGGGCACCUUCGGGGGGUCGUAUGUUAUUCAUGGUAUCCACAAAACGAGCACCAAGGACGGUAAAACACUAGAUUUCCAGAGGCAGAAAAUUAUAGUUGUGCAGUAG
Molecule: messenger RNA, 402 nt
Organism: Psilocybe cubensis
Lineage: Eukaryota; Fungi; Basidiomycota; Agaricomycetes; Agaricales; Agrocybaceae
Exons: 2
Coding region: 1-402 (133 amino acids)
Source: RefSeq, a predicted model, not a curated record